Tilletiopsis washingtonensis is the source of this 744-nucleotide messenger RNA. Its product is annotated as Tim17-domain-containing protein. Gene Ontology annotation, cellular component: TIM22 mitochondrial import inner membrane insertion complex. NCBI's taxonomy places the organism in Eukaryota, Fungi, Basidiomycota, Exobasidiomycetes, Entylomatales. Gene Ontology annotation, biological process: protein insertion into mitochondrial inner membrane. Gene Ontology annotation, molecular function: transmembrane protein transporter activity. The record is from RefSeq and is a predicted model, not a curated record. The transcript is spliced from 2 exons. Bases 30 to 626 code for a protein of 198 amino acids.
CCACCCCAGCCGCCCCCGCCUCGCCCUGCAUGUCCGUCUACAAGUCGCUCUUGGCGCCCGUCUACCUGCCCGGGCAGGAGCCGCAGCUCGAGGGCGCGUCGCCCGAGGAGCGCGACCAGGCCAUGCAGAUGGCAAAGUGGACCAAGUUUGCAUCGUCGGCCAUGGAGUCGUGUCCCGUCAAGGUCGUCCUCUCCGGCACGGCCGGCUUCGCGCUCGGCGGCUUCUUCUCGCUGCUCAGCUCCUCGUUCGCCAUCGACGACCCGCUGCGCAAGUCGAACCAGAUGGCCGCCGAGCUCGCGGCGCGCACGCCCGGCGCGCCGCCGCCACCCGAGCUCACGACGAGCCAGCAGACGAAGCUCUUCUUCAAGGAGACGGGCAAGGGCAUGUACCGCAGUGCCAAGGGCUUCGGCAAGGUCGGCGCCCUCUACUCGGGCAUCGAGUGCUGCAUUGAAGGCUACCGCGCCAAGAACGACCUGACCAACCCCAUCGCGGCUGGCUUCGUUGCCGGCGCGAUCCUGGCACGGACGUCUGGGCCAAAAGCCAUGCUCUUCGGCGGCGGCGCCUUUGCGGCGUUCAGCGGCGCGAUCGACAUGUACUUCCGGCGCGAGGCGGCCGACGAGCCGUAGCUGCGUAGCCACGCGGCGCACCACGGGACCUGUGCGCAGAGCACACAUCACCACUCAGGCCCGGGCUCGGGCUUUGUAUUUGUACCACGAUCUCAAUUUCACCAUCGCCACGACGCAC